AUGAGGAUAAUAUGUAACGGGACAGUUGAGAACAUCGGGGUCGUCGUUAAAGACGGCGUCCAGUAUGAAGAGUUCGAGCUGGAAGCAUCCAAGAUUAAGAAGCUCAAUACCGGGUUGCUGCAUCAGAGCUCCGUCUCUGGUAUCCAGGUUACUGCAUCAGAGUUCCGUCACUGUAUCCAGGUUGCUGCAUCAGAGUUCCGUCUCUGGUAUCCAGCUGUCUCGCCGCGUCGCAGCGAUGACGGUUUGUCGAUGAAGGAGCGCGUCGUUAGCGAGAAACAAGAGCCGCCGUCGUGCCGGCCGGUGCCAGGAGCUUCUAUGGAGGAGCCUGAAGAGCUGACGAGGGAAGUGCCGCGGCUGAGAAAAAUAGAUCAGUACAUGACACCAGACUGUCCCUGCUGCAGCAUGAGCAAGCGCUACACCAUGAGCGUGCUAGCCAGCAUCGGUUUCCUCAUCUCAUUCGGCAUCCGGUGCAAUAUGGGCGUGGUGGAGAUUCCGUGGACGGACGACGUGAUCGGCGUGGUAGACUCUUCGUUCUUCUGGGGCUACAUCGUCACGCAGAUCCCGGGGGGCCUGAUCGCCUCCCGCUAUCCUGCACACAGAGUGUUUGGCUUGGCGAUUGCUAUCUCCGCUUUCCUGAAUCUUUUCAUCCCCGUGGCGUCGCGCAUGCAUCCUGUGGCGGUGAUCUUCGUCCGCAUCAUGCAAGGCCUUGUGGAGGGUGUUACGUAUCCCGCGUGCCACGGCAUAUGGCGCAACUGGGCACCACCUCUUGAGCGCUCCCGUCUCGCCACGAUGGCGUUUUGUGGCAGUUACGCAGGUGCCGUGUUGGGCAUGCCAGUGUCUGCCUACCUUACAGACUACAUAGGCUGGCCUGCACCCUUCUACUUCUUUGGAAUGGUCGGCUUAGUGUGGCACUUCUUUUGGUAUUGGCUGGCUUUCGAAAAACCAGCCACUCACCCAACCAUCAGUGCCAGGGAGCAUCACUACAUCGAGAAGAGCCUGGGUGAUCAGUCAAAACAAAAAAUUCCAACGUUUGCGACAACUCCUUGGCGAGCUUUUGCAACUUCGACGCCAGUGUGGGCCAUCGUCGUGGCCAACAUUGCUCGGUCAUGGACAUUCUACCUGCUGAUCAUCUCCCAGCCUACGUACUUCAAGGAGGUCUUCCACUACAAUGUUGCCGAGAGCGGCACGCUGUCGGCACUCCCUCACCUGGUGAUGGCCAUCGUGGUGCCCUUCGGUGGCCAACUGGCUGACCACCUCCGCAAGAACGGCAUUCUGUCCACCACCAACGUGCGCAAGAUCUUCAACUGCGGAGGGUUCGGCAUGGAGGCGCUGUUUCUGCUCGGCGUGGCGUACGCGCGGAGCAGCGUGCUCGCCAUCACCUGCCUCACCAUCGCCGUCGGCUUCUCGGGCUUUGCCAUAUCAGGUCACUUCGAAAGACGAGUGGCAGAGGGUGUUUGUGAUCACAUCCAUGAUUCAUUUCAGUCUGCAGACGAGUGGCAGAGGGUGUUUGUGAUCGCAUCCAUGAUUCAUUUCUUCGGCAUUGCUUUCUACGCCGUCUUCGCAUCAGGCGAGCUCCAGCCCUGGGCCGCAGAUGAUGAAGACGUCGAGCCGCCACAGGCAGCGAUCACAUCGGAUUCUGUUGACGCCAACGGCCUAGCGACGUACGGUACAAUGGUCGGGGACGGUCAGUACGUGAGCUACGACCCCGACAUGUCGCAGGGACUUCCUCCUCAAGACGUGCAGCCCCAAGGCAUCUUCCCCCAAGCAGGUCCCUACACCCAGGACUCGUGGGGAGAUCCUCCCCCAGCGCCGAUGGACAGCUAUGGGCAGGACCCGUUGGGUGCCAACCCAAACAACCCAUUCACUGGAGUGGACGCCAGCAAUUAUUCUGCAUCGGGCCAAGCUCCUCCUCAUACGCAGUUUGCUGUGGGUCCUUAUUAA
Messenger RNA from Hyalella azteca, 1941 nucleotides. It is a transcript of the gene VGlut, whose product is annotated as vesicular glutamate transporter 1-like. The record is from RefSeq and is a predicted model, not a curated record. The coding region runs from base 1 to 1941 and encodes 646 amino acids. Gene Ontology annotation, cellular component: synaptic vesicle membrane; excitatory synapse. Gene Ontology annotation, biological process: neurotransmitter loading into synaptic vesicle; regulation of synapse structure or activity; synaptic transmission, glutamatergic. Gene Ontology annotation, molecular function: L-glutamate transmembrane transporter activity; neurotransmitter transmembrane transporter activity. The transcript is spliced from 16 exons. Lineage: Eukaryota; Metazoa; Arthropoda; Malacostraca; Amphipoda; Hyalellidae.